CUCAAAACUGAGUAGUUUUCCUAUGUGGAAAAAUAUCUAAUUAACAUUUUCCCGUUGGUAUAAAAGCCGCGCAGUCCCCAAAGAUCAUCACAUCUUUUCUUCAUGGGAAGAAAGAAUAUCAGAAAGCAUUUCUCCAAUCUUCACAUUUUAGUUGUGCGCGAAUAUCAAGAAUGGAAACAGAAUCUUUCACCUCAAGUCAGACCAGACAUGGUUUGGACCGACAUAACUUCUUGGCUCCACCCGCGAAGCUCAUGAAAUUUGGGAAACCAGAAGACACAACCAUGUUGUCUAUUGACGACAACAGUAGUUGUGGCGACGUGAGCGAGUUUUCGGACGACAGCGCUGUCUGGGGUCUGAGAGAUAUGGACUCUGCCGAGGAAGAAAGCUGCGACUCCGUAAUUACCGGUAACAAUACGGCGUUCCGAACCCAGCCUGCCGGACACGAGGACUUCCUGCACGACAUCUUCAAGGUCAUCAUGAAAGACAUUGUCCAGAAGGCCGGAGAUCGCGAGGGCAAGGUCAAUGAAUGGAUGGCUCCUGAAGAGUUGUCUGCCAAGAUGGAUCUGGAGCCUCAGCCAACGAGCGAGAGCCAUGACCAGCUGUUGGACAGGGUCAAGGACGUCAUCAAAUACAGCGUCCGAACUGGCCAUCCUCACUUCGUCAACCAACUGUUCUCCAGCCUUGACCCCUACGGUCUUGCAGGUCAGCUCGUGACUGACGCUCUCAACUGCAGUCUCUACACCUACGAAGUCGCUCCCGUCUUUACCGUCAUGGAACUGGCAGUGUUGGCGAAGAUGCGACAACUGAUUGGCUACGAGGGCGGGGACGGCAUCUUCGCUCCUGGUGGAUCCAUUGCCAACAUCAUGGCGGUGAGCUGCGCCCGACAGAUGGCGUUCCCGGAGACAAAGAAGCGGGGUCUUUUCGGGUUGCCGCAGUUGGUAUUGUACACGUCGGAGCUCGCCCAUUACUCCAUCAGGAAAGCGGGAUGUCUUCUUGGAUUCGGGGAUGAUAACGUCAGACUAGUCAAGACUGACUCUCAAGGUCGGAUGAUUCCCGAGGACCUCGAGGCCCAGAUUGAGGACACGAAAGAGCAGGGUGCACGUCCCUUCUUGGUUGUGGCCACAGCAGGAACAACAGUGUUUGGCGCCUUCGACCCCAUCAACGACAUCGCCGACGUGUGCGUGGCUAAUGGUUUAUGGCUUCACGUUGACGGUGCGUGGGGAGCCGGCGUCCUCAUGUCCCGACGUCACCGUGGGCUGAUGGAAGGAGUGGAUCGGGCGGACUCGGUUACGUGGAACCCCCAUAAACUUCUAGGCGCACCACAACAGUGUUCAACCUUCCUCACGAAACACGAAGGCGUGCUGCAGGCGGCUCACAGCGCCAAUGCGUCCUACCUCUUCCAACCAGACAAGUUCUACGACGUCAGUUACGACACCGGCGACAAGACGUUUCAGUGUGGCCGCAAGGUAGACGUCUUCAAGUUCUGGCUCAUGUGGAAAGCCAAGGGUACACGGGGUUUGGAACAACACGUCAACACACUGUUCGACAACACCAAGUAUUUUGUAGAAAGACUAAAAGUGCGUGAAGGCUUCCAAUUGGUUGUCUCAGAACCACAACUGACCAAUGUCUGCUUCUGGUACAUCCCACCAUCACUGAGGAAAGUCCCCGAUGGCCCAGAAUUCCGUGCUCGACUCCACAAGGUGGCGCCACAAAUCAAGGAGCGUAUGAUCCGUGCAGGGUCCAUGAUGAUCACCUACCAACCACAGAAGGACCAUGUCAACUUCUUCCGUUUGGUGCUGCAGAGUUCGGGGACAACGUUUGAAGACAUGGACUUCUUUUUGGAUGAGAUUGAAAAACUUGGUCAGGAUAUAAUUGUGUGAGCUGUGAAACAUGUGAUAUGACGUUUUAGAGACACGCUUUUCUGGUGCUCUGUGAUGAUUUGUGCCCUGACACGUGACUUGAUAUGAUCACGUGAGGGCGACUUGACACGUGACUUGAACUGACGUGAAGGCGACUGUGACUAGAAACGAACAAGUAUUAUUUUGCAGGCUAAAUAUUUUGCAGGUAACUUAAUGACAAGGCCUGAAAAACGGUUUAUUGAAGAGAAGAAUAUUUUGCUAUUAAUUUAUAUCGGUCUUAAUUUUCAUGCCUGUGGGAGGAUAACGUGCUUAAACAAUAUAAUAAAUUAGAAAUAUUGAAUUUUGCCAUGCAUGACAAUCAAAUAUACCAAAUAGGUGACAGUAGCGUUUGUUUUGUAACAAAUUACGAAAUCAUGUCACUCGAUUUUCUGAUCAAUCGGUCAAUUGAUUGUCUGGUUUGUUUACAGGCCGUCGUCGUAUGGCAGGGGUACUGCUGUACGCCGUCAGGCAAUAAAUAACUACUUACUUUUUUAUGCAAAUUGUGUGAAUGGCAGGUGCUCCCGGUAGGGCAGGACCCUAUUCCCGAACACUGAUUAUAUUUUUUGUAGCAAAUUUUUAAGUGACACACUUACCUCUCACUUAAUGCGUGAAUUCGUCUGCGAUACGUCCAUGACAACAAAGUAAAAUGGCAUUCAGUCCUUCUCCUACUGUAUCAGAAUCUGAGAGGUUUCAAAUGGAGUCUCACCGGUUGGAUGUGCAAUGAAUUGUAUGCUGGUUUGUCUAGCCUUGUUAUAUCAAACUGUACAUACUGUUAUUGUUUAUACAUUUUCAUUCCAAAUAAAUUAUUUUACAAUGGA
Messenger RNA from Haliotis rufescens (red abalone), 2716 nucleotides. Its product is annotated as cysteine sulfinic acid decarboxylase-like. Gene Ontology annotation, molecular function: pyridoxal phosphate binding; carboxy-lyase activity. Lineage: Eukaryota; Metazoa; Mollusca; Gastropoda; Lepetellida; Haliotidae. Gene Ontology annotation, biological process: carboxylic acid metabolic process. The coding region runs from base 171 to 1880 and encodes 569 amino acids. Gene Ontology annotation, cellular component: cytoplasm. The record is from RefSeq and is a predicted model, not a curated record. The transcript is spliced from 4 exons.